Messenger RNA from Entelurus aequoreus (snake pipefish), 1225 nucleotides. RefSeq names its product C-C chemokine receptor type 9-like. Gene Ontology annotation, biological process: chemotaxis; immune response; G protein-coupled receptor signaling pathway. The coding region runs from base 116 to 1225 and encodes 369 amino acids. Gene Ontology annotation, molecular function: chemokine receptor activity. Gene Ontology annotation, cellular component: membrane. The record is from RefSeq and is a predicted model, not a curated record. The transcript has 3 exons. NCBI's taxonomy places the organism in Eukaryota, Metazoa, Chordata, Actinopteri, Syngnathiformes, Syngnathidae.
AUUUCGUGGUUGGGCGAGGAACCAAAAGAGCUGAGAGGAUGAGUCGCGCUCAUUCGCACAAAGGAAGAAGAGCGGUGCAUCACAUCAGAGCUUGUACCUCCCCCCACAGGGCAACAUGGAGCAUCUCAUUCAUUCAACAACCAUGACUGAAACAACUGAUGACUUUGUCACUGAUUAUUACCCGGACUACUAUGACACAGACCCUACUGAGACCACCGGCAUGUGUGACAGAAGUUGGGUCCGACAGUUUCGCGGGUGGUAUGAACCCCCCCUUUUCUGGACCAUCUUUGUGCUGGGUGCCCUGGGAAACCUCAUGGUGGUCUGGAUCUACACCACGGUGCGCAACCGCCUCAAAACCAUGACCGACGUCUAUCUGCUCAACCUCGCCGUGGCUGACCUCCUCUUCCUGUGCACGCUGCCCUUCUGGGCGAUGGAUGCCACCAAAGGAUGGGACUUUGGCGUCAGUCUCUGCAAAGUGGUGUCCGCCGUCUACAGGAUCAACUUCUUCAGCAGCAUGUUCCUGCUCAUGUGCAUCAGCGUGGACCGCUACAUCGCCAUCGUGCAGGUCACAAAGGCUCAGAACUGGAAGAAAAAGCGUCUCUUCUACAGUAAACUGGCCUGCGUGGUCGUGUGGUCGGUCUCCAUUCUCUUUGCCUUGCCUGAGUUUCUCUUCGCCCAGGUGAAGACGGACCUAAGCGGGUCGUCCUUCUGUGUUCUGCUUUACUGGAACAACAUAAACAACCGCACAAAGAUCUUAGUGCUGUCCCUGCAGAUCUGCAUGGGCUUCUUCGUCCCUCUCCUUGUCAUGAUCUUCUGCUACUCCGUCAUCAUUCGCACGCUCCUGCAGGCCAGGAACUUUGAAAAGCACAAAGCCCUGCGCGUCAUCUUCAUCGUGGUCUUUGUGUUCGUCGUCUCCCAACUGCCGCACAACAGCCUGCUGAUGAUGGAGGCCUCGCAGGCCGCCAACACCACCAUCACGGAGUGCAGCGUCGUGAAGCGCUUCGACGUGGCCGGUCAGAUCGCAAAGAGCCUGGCAUACACCCACGCCUGCUUGAACCCUUUCUUGUACGUCUUUGUCGGUGUGCGCUUCAGGCAGGACCUCAUGAGUAUGGUCAAGAUGUGCGCUGGUGGACUAAGGAAACGGGGACUCUGCAAAGUCCAAGCGGUUCCUAAACGCCCGUCGGUCAUGACUGACACUGAAACCACACCUGCGCUUUCUUUAUAG